AUGACUGAGCCAUCAAUUAUCCCCUUGGAAAUGGACGAUGGCCGGGAUCCUGCAGUACGAGAAUACAUCGACAACACCCUCGCAGCCCUCCUGGACGGACUUACAAGCCACCCACCAGAACCACUAUCCAUCACCCUCAAACGCAGAGUCAGGCAAACACCUCACAUCAUCAAUCCUAUCAGUAGAGCCCUGGAGGCGAUUCCGAGAUCCGAAACGCACAAAACAUACUGUUGGCCAGGGAAGACGGCACACGAGGCCUGGAAAUUUGCCGCCAUCCUUCAGAUACUAGCAAUAUUGGACCAGGCCAUUCGAAUGGGGCAGCUGAUCUCGAAAAGAGAUAUAUACUAUAUCGAUCCGGAGUUCUUUCGUGCACAAAAUAUCGUGGAUCGUAUUGUCGAUGAUCUGGCGUACACCAUCGGGGUGAACAGAACGGCAUUGAAUGUAGAAGCAGCAGCAAAAGGGUUAGUCAUGGGAGACUUUCGUUUGAUCCGCGGGCCAGAUAUUUUGAUCGACAUGCAGGGUGCCAUCGAGGACACUUUGAUUCCUCGUGUAGAAAACGGGGAUGAGAUUGAUAUUGCACGGGCCCGUUGGGUACUGGUCAUUGAGAAAGAGGCAGUCUUCCACCGGCUCGCGCGCAUCAGUUUCCACACCAGAGCACUAGCUGGAGAAGGGAUAUUGGUCACGGGCAAAGGAUACCCUGAUUUCAUGACACGGAGAUUCCUGCGCGCAAUUUCCGACUCGGUAUCCAGCCAAAGCAGAACCCUGCCGCGUUUCUACGCCCUAACAGAUGGCGAUCCACACGGCAUGGCGAUCAUGUCAACGUAUAAGUAUGGCUCGGCGGCGCACUUGCACCAAAAUGCUCAGCUUAGUAUCCCACGGCUGCAGUGGCUGGGUCUUCGGGUUUCAGAUGUCAUUGCUGUUCCGGAGGUACUUGGUGACAAAGCUCUUCUGACGUUGACGAUACGAGACCGCAGGAAGAUCGUUACUAUGCUUCAGAAUAGUCCUGUGUGGGCAAGUGAUGGACCGGAGCCCGAAUGGCGUGCUGAAUUGCAGCGAAUGCUAGUAUUGAACCUGAAGGCGGAGAUUGAGAUAUUGUACGAGUGUCAUGGGGGUCUGGAGGGGUGGAUUAAUCGGAAGAUGUUUCGGCAGGAGUAA
Molecule: messenger RNA, 1155 nt
Organism: Penicillium bovifimosum
Lineage: Eukaryota; Fungi; Ascomycota; Eurotiomycetes; Eurotiales; Aspergillaceae
Exons: 6
Coding region: 1-1155 (384 amino acids)
Biological process (GO): meiotic DNA double-strand break formation; reciprocal meiotic recombination; meiotic DNA double-strand break processing
Cellular component (GO): nuclear chromosome
Molecular function (GO): ATP binding; DNA binding; DNA topoisomerase type II (double strand cut, ATP-hydrolyzing) activity
Source: RefSeq, a predicted model, not a curated record